Molecule: messenger RNA, 3480 nt
Organism: Myxocyprinus asiaticus (Chinese sucker)
Lineage: Eukaryota; Metazoa; Chordata; Actinopteri; Cypriniformes; Catostomidae
Product: putative thiamine transporter SLC35F3
Exons: 8
Coding region: 108-1625 (505 amino acids)
Cellular component (GO): membrane
Source: RefSeq, a predicted model, not a curated record
UGGUACAAAUCUGUCAAAUGCCACGGCGAGAGUGAGUGUGGGAGAGAGAAGGACCAUUCCAGUCCGUAUGACUUUCUUUGUGUGUAAGCAGUGAUCUGCUGUCAUUCAUGGGGAUCAUGUAUGGAGAUGGAGACCGGCUCGGACCCCCCCGAAGGGAUUGCAUUUGUUACCUGGGACCACCGACCACCUUGAUGCCCAUCGGGAUGCGCAGAUCCCCCGAGGUGAGUCCCAGAAGGCUCUCCGACAUCAGCCCGCAACUCCGCCAGCUCAAGUGCCUAGUGGUGGAUGAAUCGAUUAAAGAGGACCUGAAGUCGUCUCGAUCUGUGGAGGACAUAAACAGCGCGUCCAUCGAAGAGAGAAUCUUGAGAAUCACAGGCUAUUAUGGUUACCAGCCGUGGAAUGCCGUUUAUAAGAGAGAAGACCGGCCGCGGGAGAACAUUGUGGGUACCGCCGAUGGACAGGCGAUGGUGGGUGGUGCAGGGGCAGAGUCAGGAACUGGGAGGCAGAGAUUAUACUGCUGUGUGCGAGUGACCGCCGUCCAGGCGCGAAAGGCAAUAUGGGGUGUAGCCAUGGUGAUGUGCGUGUGCACGUCUUGGGCAGGCUCCACCCAGCUGGCCAAACUCACCUUCAAGCAGUAUGACGCACCAUUCACUCUCACGUGGUUCGCCACCACGUGGAACUGCCUCUUCUUCCCUCUGUAUUACAUCGGCCACCUGUGCAAGAGUCCAGAGAAACAGACGCCAAAACAGAGGUUCAGAGAGUGUUGUCGGUUCUUUGGGGACGAUGGACUGACGGCAAAGGUGUUCUUCACUAAAGUGGCUCCCUUCGGGCUGCUGUGGAUCCUGACAAACUACCUGUACCUGCAGGCGCUGAGGAAGAUCAACACAACCGAUGUAUCUGCCCUCUUCUGCUGCAAUAAAGCCUUUGUUUUUCUCCUCUCCUGGAUUGUGCUGCGGGAUCGCUUCAUGGGCGUCAGGAUUGUUGCAGCAAUUCUGGCCAUAGCUGGAAUAGUGAUGCUGACCUACGCUGAUGGGUUUCACAGUCAUUCGGUUAUAGGCAUCACAUUUGUAGUGGCCUCUGCGUCCGCCUCGGCGCUGUACAAGGUGCUCUUCAAGCUUGUGUUGGGCAGUGCCAAGUUUGGAGAGGCCGCUCUGUUUCUGACAAUUGUCGGAGGUGCAAACUUUGUCUUAUUGAGCUUUGUGCCAGUUAUACUGUACUUCACACAUGCUGAAUACUUCACAUCUAUAGGGGAUCUGCCUUGGGCCUACAUUUGUGGAGUAGCUGGACUUUUACUAGCAUUUAAUAUUCUGGUGAACUUUGGAAUUGCCAUUACAUACCCAACGCUGAUUUCACUUGGCAUUGUGCUGAGCAUCCCGGUCAAUGCAAUGGUAGACCUGUAUACUUGUGAUAUCCACUUCAACACAGUGCGACUCAUCGCUGUGUUCAUCAUCUGUCUGGGAUUCCUGAUGCUGCUGUUACCAGAGGACUGGGAUCAGUGUCUGAUCGAGCUCGGCACCAAACUCAGAAAGCGUGAACAGCCUGUAGAGCCGACCGAAACUGGAACCAGCUCAGGACUAAACUGGACCCGACGGACAAGGACCUCCAUGUCCACGUUUUCACACUGACACACUCUCACAUUCUCCCAUUCAUGUAAUUGAAGGAAGUUUGAAAUAUGUCAGGAACAGAAUUCGUUCCACGAUGUUUUCAGUCAGCAAGACUCUGUGGCCAUACACAUUAUAAGAGCACAUUCCCAAAAGCAAACCGUUUUUGGCGGAUUCUGCCUACUGUUAGUGGAUGUGAACAACAACUUUGUUCCAUUAUAAGUUGAUUGAUUUCUUGACUAAUAUUACAGAUAACAUUACAGAUUCCUUGCAGAUCUGGAGAUGGUUUCACUUUCUUCAAAGAACAUAUUUGUUACUUUACUGCUCUUAAAGAGAUAGUUCACCCAAAAAUUUAAAUUCUGUCAUUAUUUACUCGCACUCAUGUUGUUCCAAAUCUGUAUGAUUUUCUUACUUCUGUAGAACAUCAAAGGAGAAGUUCAGCAGAAUGUCUGAGCUGCUAACUUUCACACAAUCAAAAUGGACGAGGACCAGUGACUGUAAAACUUCAAAAUGGACAAAAAAGCACCAUAAAAGUUGUCCAUAUGACUUGUGGGCUGUAUUGCAAGUCUUCUUAAGUCAUACGAUAGCUUUGUGUGAGAAUCAGAACAAAGUUAAGUCAUUAUUUACUGAUAAUAUUCCCCUACUGUGGGAUUUUAACUGCUGCGACAGGCUCAUUGAAUCAGUAAGUUGAACUCCAGACUUAAAUUUUAUCAUAUGGCUUCAAAAUUUUUGAAUAUAACACAAGAGUCAUUUGGACCACUUUUAUAAUACUUUUUAUGGUCAUUUUGGAGCUUGGCAGCCCCAGUCCUCAUUCAGUUUCAUUACAUGGAAAAGAGUGGUCAGGAUAUUCUUCAAAAAUGUUUCCUUUUGUUUUCAAUGGAAGCUGUCACACAGGUUUGGAUUUGACAUGAGGGUGAGUAAAUGUAUGACUCUCACUGACAAGAUCCACAACAGGCACCCAUUAGAACAUGUGCCAAACAUUGAAAUGGAUAUUAUGAACUGCAACUUGUGCUUCUUUCUCAUACAACAAAGUUCUUAUGGGUCCGUCUGAGCCCCAGAGGGAUUUUGCCUUCCAAACUGUGAAUGAUGUUUUUGGAACUCAUGUUAGUUAACAGCAAUGCCCAUGGUCUCCUAAAGGGGGCGACAGGAAUUCAAGACUGUUUACACUGAGGCGAUUUCUCUUGUCUGUCCAUGACAUUUUUUUCUGAAUCACAUACUAACCACUGUGAGGACACUUCAAGGUCAAAUUGAAAAGGCGUUUUUCAGCAAGUUGCGUUACCGUCGAGGGGGCUAUGAGCAUCCUGUGAAUGUAUGACAAUUUCUGAAAAGUGCACCUACACUCAAGGGCAUAGAUUUGGCUUGAACAUUGGGGUGGAGGUUGCAGCGUGAAGCAUUUACAUGUUUCCAUUGAUCAUGGUACUUGCUUGUUUUGAUUAAUUCCCCCUGGAAUUUAAGCCCCUGCCUACACUAUAUGCUUUGCAAAGGUGGUGACUGGAACUGCAGUGCCACCUUUACAAACACAAAACACACAUUCUGCACUUCAUAAGACUUAAGUCACUUUUCUCGAACACAAGCUGUCAGAAUGAAUUUUUAUUUUUAUUUUUUUAUUUCUAAAUCUUAUGGACUGUUCCAUUUGAAAUGGAAUUAGAUCUACAGCAUGCAGAAAAUGACAAUAAAUGCUCACUGACGGUUUCACUGCCUUCGCAUUGAUUUGUAAUAGGAUCUCAUCAGCACUGUCUCCCAUUGUCAUUGCUAUGAUGACAAUAAAUAUAAUAUUGUAUUCCUCUGGAAUUAUCGCUAGACAUUAUUGUAAACCUUUGUAAGGAAUGAUUUUUACACUGAAAUGCAUUAUGAUCACAUUUGAGGAAAAUGACAUCAA